Messenger RNA from Fusarium vanettenii 77-13-4, 844 nucleotides. RefSeq lists its product as uncharacterized. The coding region runs from base 207 to 794 and encodes 195 amino acids. The record is from RefSeq and is a predicted model, not a curated record. The transcript is spliced from 3 exons. NCBI's taxonomy places the organism in Eukaryota, Fungi, Ascomycota, Sordariomycetes, Hypocreales, Nectriaceae.
AACUUUUCAUAUCACCAUCUCUGAUAAAGCUUCAAGGAUAUCGCAAACAAGUCAAUUCCGCUUAAAGACCAGAUCGACUCUCCUCCUGUCUCGGUGAUGUAAUCUCAAACAUCGUCCUCCCUGGCUACUUACGUAGCUUCCUAGCUAAAGACCUUCAACCUCGACUCCUAUAUCAAGCUCCUCCAUCAACAAUGCCAACCCUCACAAUGUCCGACGCUCCACCCCCAACAGCAACCGUCAUAGCGACAACCUCUGACCCUCACUCCCCUUUACUCAUCGCCUGGGACGUCGUAUCAGCCACCUUCCGCUUCAUCUACUCCUUCAACUGGUCACUCUACAUUUCCCGUCUCUUCCGCGUGCUAUCAUUUCCCUUUCGCCUCAUCCUCAUACCCUUGGGAUUCGUUCAAAAUGUCAUUCUUGUCCUCCUUGCUCCCCUGAUCUACAUCAUCUCUUAUUCUCUAGCUGGCAUUCGCGCCGUUGUUGAUUUUCUUGUGAGCCUUGAGCCACUAUACACCUUUUUUGGCGCUGCUGCAGGCGUGGGAAUUUUUGCUGGCAUCGCUCUGGCAAUCUGCUCCUCCCUCAUCACCACUCAUCUUGGAAUGCAAGAUGACGAUACGGCAUCGGAGUGGUCAGCCUCAAAGCAGAGCCUCGCCAUUGACACGGGCAGCCGGCGAGAUUCAUCGGGUAAUGAGCUAGAGUGGCAAUGGCUUGACUCGCCUAGUCACAGGCGUCGACCAGCCGGUGGUUUGCUCUCGCAGACGAUUCACGAGGAGGAUGACGACUCGGAAUACUAGUCCAUAUGAAAUGAGGGCACAGAAGACAGGGCAGAUACUACCAAUACCAG